Molecule: messenger RNA, 492 nt
Organism: Staurois parvus
Lineage: Eukaryota; Metazoa; Chordata; Amphibia; Anura; Ranidae
Source: the annotation of a GenBank genome assembly
CACCAGGCAUCAGGUCAUUUGGCUCGCCAGCAGGCAGCAGGCCACCAGGCGGAGCAGCAGGCACCGGGCCACCAGGUGGAGCAGCAGGCACCGGGCCACCAGGCGGAGCAGCAGGCACCGGGCCACCAGGCGGAGCAGCAGGCACCGGGCCACCAGGCGGAGCGACAGGCAUCGGGCAACCAGGCGGGGCGACAGGCAUCGGGCCACCAGGCGGGGCGACAGGCAUCGGGCCACCAGGCGGGGCGACAGGCAUCGGGCCACCAGGCGGGGCGACAGGCGCUGGGCCCCCAGGCGGGGCGACAGGCGUCGGGCCCCCAGGCGGGGCGACAGGCAUCGGGCUCCCAGGCGGAGCGGCGGGCGCCGGACCCCCAGGCGGAGCGACAGGUCUCGGGCCCCCAGGCGGAGCGGCAUCGGCCCCCAGGCGGAGCAGCGGGCGCCGGACCCCCAGGCGGAGCGACAGGUCUCGGGCCCCCAGGCGGAGCGGCGGGCGCC